Molecule: messenger RNA, 1309 nt
Organism: Geodia barretti
Lineage: Eukaryota; Metazoa; Porifera; Demospongiae; Tetractinellida; Geodiidae
Source: the annotation of a GenBank genome assembly
CACCAGGCCACAAUAUAGGGAUUGUGUGAUGGGGUUGGGGGUGUCAGCGUACCCAAAUCUGUUAUUAACCAUGCUUCAUGUAUCCAAUCCCUAUCUUGUCUCCCUUUCUUUCCUAUAUGCCUCGUUUUUUUAAUUUGCAGAUUUUUUUUAUUGCCGAGCGCGUUAGUGUGAGGCAACUACUCCGGGUUGUAUUCUCGCGAUAUGCAUAUGCGUACGUACGUACGUGUCCGUCACGCUUAAGAAUGUCAAUUAGUCACACUUAUGGAAUGUCACGCUUAAGAAUGUCAAUUAGUCACGCUUAGGAAUGUCACAUCCGUCAGUCGUAAGAAGUCUAGCUUCCGCCGUGUGCGUAGAUUCGUAGGAAGUCUGGCUUCGCGCGCAUGAGCGGCCUCUCGGACUGUUUACGCAUUGGCUGGCAGGCGCGAGGCAAAAUAUCCACGUGCGCAUUCCUAGUUUACUUGUACUUCUUCAUUUAGCUGCCCGUGAUAAAGAGUACUAACUAUGUUACCUGUGUUUAACGCCUCUGCUCAUUUAACAGAAAUUUCUUUACCAUACUUUCUCUUUUACAUUUAGCAAAUGACUGGACAUUUUACCCAUUUUCAACUAGAAAUAAAAAAGAUUACUACAAUUUAAUGUCAGUGUACAUGGACUCUGUCUUCAAUCCAAUCUUGCGACAACUCGAUUUCAGACAGGAAGGAUGGCGGCUGGAGCAUGAAAAUCCUUGGGAUCAGCAUUCAUCAAUCAUUUUCAAAGGCGUUGUUUUCAAUGAGAUGAAAGGCUAUUUUGCAAGCCCAGAGAAUGUGUAUUCACAAGUUGCUCAAAACCUUCUCUACCCCACCACAACAUAUUCCAAAGUUAGUGGGGGUCACCCGAUCUCAAUUUUAGAAUUAACUUGUGAUCAACUAAAGGCUUUUCAUGCCGAGCAUUAUCAUCCAAGUAAUGCAAGGUUUUUUACGUAUGGGAAUUUUUCACUAUGUGGUCAUCUAAAACACUUAAACCAAGAUUAUUUACAGUAUUAUGUGAAGUCUGCAGUCAACACGGAGAUACCUUACGAGCCAAGGUGGCUUGAACCAGUAAGUACAGUGCUCUAAACUUUAGAUUGUUUUUCCUGUGUGAUAACCCAUGGGAAAUGGCAUUCAAACACAUGACAUGUAUCAGCCAAAUCUUUGUGGGCUACCUUACACAGCGAUAAGGCUGUCACGCAACAGUAACACCUGUAGCAAGUGACUGGGAUUAUUAUCACAAAUUUACUAGUUCGGAUAUUAUAACUCUGGGAAACUUUUGAUCGAGUAAAGAUCUGUGUACAAGG